AUGCCGCGUCUGAGGCACGCAGUGGGCGACGAGGGCAAGGCCCUUGCCUCGCCACCGCGGAAGCCGCCGGUCCUCGCAUCGCCAUCGCGCACGAAGACGGCACCAGUCGCGCCACCAUCGCGCAAGAAGACACCGGCGGGGCGGGCACGGGAGGAGUCAGCGGAGGAGGCACCAUCGGCGGGCAUCUAUGUUGUCAACCGGCAGGCGGCGUACGCGUUUGUCAACGAGCUCAUCGACGAGUUUCUGGAGGACGAGAUUGUGCCGGACUUGCUCAUCGACGUGCUCUCGCAGCCGGAUGCCGAGUUUGAGGUUGGGUCGGAGCAGACCCGUGUCGAGGCUUGGCUUGUUGACGAGGUGGUGGCAUUGGUGGUGCCGGCGCUGGCCAAGCAGGUGGCGCUCGAGUGCACCGACGAGCUCGUCAAGCACUACUUUAUCAACAAGGCUGCUGCGCUGCCGGAUCCACACGAGGUCAUUGUUGGUGACGUCAUCGAGGCGUAUGUUGUGGCCGAGGCUGCCGCUGUGGUCGACGAGGCUGUUGCCGAGCUUGUGACCGAGCUGCUGACCGAGUCGCGAGUGAGCGACGCAGCCGACGCCAUCAUUGACGAAGUUGUAGCACCGAUGCUGGGCGACAUUGUGCGAGCGGCGAUCCUUGACAACGCCGUCGAUGGCGUCGGUGCCGAGCUGUACGACGAGCAGCUCGCAGCCUUUAUUGAGCUUGUGGCCGAGGAAGAGUAUGCCGCGGCACAGGGGCUCGAGAUGGCCUCGGGCCAGCGUCUGGAGUUUCUGCAGGUCUCGGACGUGGCGUCGUCCAAGCUCCUUGACGAGCUUAUCAUCAGCCAUCUGCUCAACGUGAUCGGUGACGGCGCUGAGAUGGCGCUUGUCGACGAGUACCUCGACCGGACACUCAACCAGAUGAUGGCGCGGACGCUGCUGGUGCGGACCGCGGACAUUGUCGACGCGCGCGAAGAGGUGACCGACAAUGUGUUUCUCGCCACCGUCCACGACAUGCUCACCACCGACAUGGCCAUCGCCUUUGUCGUCGACCGGAUGAAGGCCCUGGUUCCGUCGGCGGCCGCGGUACAAUUUGAGCGCGAGGCCGCCGCCAUGGAGGCGCGCGCGGGCCGGGAUGGCUCGUCCACCCGCCGUGCUGAGCUCGACCGCAACGCCCGUAUGUCCGAGCUCCGUCGCUGGCUGAGUCGCAACAACUACGACACGCCGUCGACACCGUCGACCCACGACGGCCGCGCUAAGAUGGUGGCCGACGCAGAGGCUGCCAGCCAAAUGCUCGCUGUCGCGCACACUCUCGCCCUCUCGACCGGCUCCAGCGGGCUGCAGCGCGAGCCACCGCCACACCCGCACGCGCUCCCGCGGCCCGAGCACGAAACCGUAGUCGAGAUCGAGGCCGACGAGCUGGACGAGCUUGAGAACGGCGAGAUCGAGUAUAAGCCGAGCCGGUACCCGAGCCCGAGCUAG
This is a messenger RNA of Thecamonas trahens ATCC 50062, 1473 nucleotides long. RefSeq lists its product as uncharacterized. Lineage: Eukaryota; Apusomonadida; Apusomonadidae. The record is from RefSeq and is a predicted model, not a curated record. The transcript has 4 exons. The coding region runs from base 1 to 1473 and encodes 490 amino acids.